This is a messenger RNA of Beauveria bassiana ARSEF 2860, 1611 nucleotides long. Its product is annotated as general alpha-glucoside permease. The record is from RefSeq and is a predicted model, not a curated record. Gene Ontology annotation, cellular component: membrane. Bases 1 to 1611 code for a protein of 536 amino acids. Gene Ontology annotation, molecular function: carbohydrate:proton symporter activity. Gene Ontology annotation, biological process: carbohydrate transport; transmembrane transport. NCBI's taxonomy places the organism in Eukaryota, Fungi, Ascomycota, Sordariomycetes, Hypocreales, Cordycipitaceae. The transcript is spliced from 2 exons.
AUGGAAAAACCAUCAGAUGGAAACAUCGAGGUCGUGCGCAAGGGAACCAAUGCUGGCGUCGCGCCUGAAAUCGAUGCGACACGCGACCUCACCGUCGCUGAGCACCAGCUCGGUUUCUGGGCUGCGGUGCGCAUGUACCCCAAGGCUACCUUUUGGGCUAUGUUCUUCUGCAUCGCCGUCGUCAUGGCUGGUUUUGAUGGCCAGAUCAUCACCUCAUUUUAUGCCCUACCCGCCUUUCAGCUUAAAUACGGAGACCGCAUCGUCAAGUCUGACGGUACGGUCAAGUACGAAGUCGCCGCCGCAUGGCAGACGGGCCUCGGUAUGGGGAAUCCGAUCGGACAAGUACUCGGAGCCUUGGCGUGCGGUAAUCCACUUCAGUAUUUUGGUCGCCGGCUGACACUGGCCAUGUGCUGCGUAUGGUCCAUUGGCUUUGUCUUCAUGCAAUUCUUUGCCACGUCCACGGCUAUGCUGUGCGCGGGCGAAGUUGUCGGCGGUCUUACAUACGGCUUUUACGUCGUGAUUGCUCCUACGUAUGCCUCAGAAGUAUGUCCUGUCGUACUCCGCGGCUUUCUGACUGCUUCCGUCAAUCUGGCCUUUGUCAUUGGUCAAUUCAUCGGCCAAGGCUGCGCGGCUGGUGUUGAGAGUCGUCUGGACCAGUGGGCAUACAGAGCACCUUUCGCUGUUCAAUGGGUCUGGCCCGUGGUGCUGCUCGCCGGUCUUGGAUUUGCUCCCGAGAGUCCGUAUUGGCUGGUCCGCUGCGGCCGCAGAGACGACGCACGCAAGUCGCUACUCAGGCUCACUUCCGCCAAGCACAAUCCAGAUAUUGAAAAGAUAUUGCUAGGGAUCGAACAGACUGAUCGAUUAGAGCGUGAAUGCGAGGAGUCGACCUCGUAUAGGGACUGCUUCAAGGGCUCCAACCUCAUUCGAACCGAGAUUUCUGUCAUGGUAUACCUGAUCCAGGUCAUUGGUGGCAACCCUCUCAUCGGCUACGCCAAUUACUUUUUUAAGCAAGCUGGGCUUCCAAGUGACAAAGCCUUUGACAUGGGUGUUGGCAAUACUGCUCUAGGCUUUGUCGGCACUAUUCUCUCGUGGCCGCUGAUGAACUAUUUCCUACUUGGCAGAAGGACAAUCUACACCGCCGGCCUUGGAAUCAUGACUGUUCUGCUAUUCAUCAUUGGGGCUUUGGCAAUUCCUCGGCAUAAUACUGGCGCUAUCUGGGCACUUGCCACGCUCAUGGAUAUCUGGACAUUCAUCUACCAGAGCUCGGUUGGCCCGAUCUGCUUCGUGAUCAUCUCUGAGAUAUCCGCAACCCGACUUCGCGAGAAAACCAUUGCCAUUUCGACCGCCGUCCAAUCUGCGGCUAAUGUUGUCACCAUGGUAGUCAUGCCCAUUCUCCUCAACAGCGAAAAGGCCAAUUGGGGCGGCAAAACUGGCUUUCUCUUUGGCGGGAUUAGCUUCAGCUGCUUUGUCUGGUGCCUUUUCCGCUUACCCGAGUCACAGGGCCGGACAUAUGAAGAAUUGGACAUAUUGUUCCAGAGACGUGUACCCGCACGCAAGUUCGCGAGCUAUGACUUGGUUGCUGAAGCGGAUGAAAAACGCACGACCGCAUAG